Danio rerio (zebrafish) is the source of this 1012-nucleotide messenger RNA. RefSeq names its product junctional adhesion molecule 2b (gene jam2b). The record is from RefSeq and is marked provisional. NCBI's taxonomy places the organism in Eukaryota, Metazoa, Chordata, Actinopteri, Cypriniformes, Danionidae.
AACUUUCAGAAGCGCGCGCGAGAGAAGUUUCCACAUGCUCCUGCAGCAGCCGUACAUCACGAAGAUGAAAACAAAACAACUACUAACCUCUGCUCUUCUCCUGCUUAUUUACAUUCCAAGCUCAGAUCCUGUUACGGUGACGACAAGCAAAGCAAAAAUGGAUGUGCAUGAAAACACAAAUGCUGUCCUGUCGUGUGAGUUCAGGACAGAAAAAGAAACAAACCCACGUGUUGAAUGGAAGAAGAGAGGCAAAGAUGUUUCAUAUGUUUAUUUUGAAGGGGAUUUUACAGGUUCAUAUAAAGGCCGUGCGUCCAUCGACGGGGCGACUCUGACCCUCCGUGGUGUCACACAGAAAGACUCGGGAGUGUAUCAUUGUGAAGUCACAGCCCGUCAGGACAAAAUCAAGCUUGGGGAGGUCUCUGUCACCCUCAGUGUGCUUGUGCCACCCCAUGCGCCAACCUGUGAGGUCCCGGAAGCGGUCAUGAGAGGAUUUUCUGCUGAACUGCACUGUAAAGAUAAACUGAGUGUUCCUGCUGCCACCUACAGCUGGUACAAAGACAACAAACCACUCAACACUGCCAAUCCCCAUGAUGUCCACUACACCCUGGACACAAAAACUGGGAGUCUGAAAUUUAAGUCAGUGUCUAAAUCUGAUGAGGGUCAGUAUAGAUGUGAGGCCUCCAAUGGUGUGGGAGCACCCAAAAGCUGUGCAGGCCAUCAUAUGAAGAUAACUGAAUUUGAGCUGAACAUGACAAUGAUUAUUGCAAUAGAAGUGGGAGCGUUCCUGCUGCUGGUGUCCUGCUGUGUGUCCAUCUGUCUGUGCUGCAGACGAGGCUGCUGUCACUGCUGCCGCCGCCAGAGUAAAGAAGAAAUAAAACAGAGCAAAACAAAGACCAGCUAUAACCAGCCAACAGAUCCGAGACGAUACAAGCAUACACAAUCCUUUGUGCUGUGAAGAAUGGACUCUUGUUGGCCAGUACCGUGCUAAGAGAAGUGAAUUAAAGUGACCACA